Molecule: messenger RNA, 2256 nt
Organism: Oryctolagus cuniculus (rabbit)
Lineage: Eukaryota; Metazoa; Chordata; Mammalia; Lagomorpha; Leporidae
Source: RefSeq, a predicted model, not a curated record
ACACCUUUGGAAAGACUAAGAGGAGCAGAGAAAUAACAAAAGCAACCAGCAUUCAAUCUAUAUCCAAGACAUUCUCAUCUGUUCAUGAAGAAAAAUCAAUCCAAGUUGAUGUUAACCUCGUCAGUGGCCCAGAUAAAUCUCGCUAACCGGGCUUGAUACGAAUGCCUGGAAACAGGGCUGUGUAAAGACUGAAGUGAGAGUUGUUCCCCUUGAUUGGAUGGGUUCAUGGACAAUGUUCUGAUUCUUCUUCCCUGUGCCUACAAAGAACAUGCAUCAAAGGUUUAUCUCCAAGUGAUUCUUGCAGAGAGUCCAGUUGAAAUGUCUUACAAAAGCAGGGUUAUUUCCAAUCAAUUUUCUCCAGAAAUGAAAAUAUCUACGACAUUCUGAAGGAAAAAAUAGCACAGUCAUUUUCCAGAACUAUCUUGGUUGGCAUCACGAGGUCCUGAGAGCACAGUAAAUGUCAGCAUCGAAGAUUCCGCUUUUCAAAAUGAAGGACCUGAUCUUGCUCCUGUGCCUCCUGGAGACGAGUUUUGCAGUGCCGGCAUUUCCUCAACAACCUGGGACACCGGGCAUGGCUAGUCUGAGCCUUGAGACAAUGAGACAGUUGGGAAGUUUGCAGGGAUUAAAUGCACUUUCUCAGUAUUCUAAAUAUGGCUUUGGAAAAUCACUUAAUUCCUUGUGGCUGCAAGGUCUCCUACCACCACCUUCCUCUUUCCCAUGGAUGAGGCCAAGGGAACAUGAAACUCAACAGUAUGAAUAUUCUUUGCCUGUGCAUCCCCCACCUCUCCCAUCACAGCCAUCCCUGCAGCCUCAACAGCCAGGACUGAAACCCUUCCUCCAGCCAACUGCUGCACCUGCCAUCCAGGGCACAGCCCAGAAGGGAGGGCCUCAGCUUCGGAUUCACCCCGCACAGCUGCCCUUGAAGGAUGGAGAAAUGCCAGAGAUUCAAGAGCAGGUGGCGCCGACAGAGAAGCCCCCAAAGCCUGAGCUCCCAGCAAUGGAUUUUGCUGGCCCACAAGUUCCAACCGUGUUCCAAAUAGCCCGUUUGAUCCCUCGGGGACCCCUGCCUCAAAAUAGACAUGCUGCACUUUAUCCAGGUAUGUUUUACAUGUCCUAUGGAGGAAAUCAACUGAAUGCCCCUGCCAGACUUGGCAUCCUGAGUUCAGAAGAAAUGCCCGGAGAAAGAGGAGGACCCAUGGCCUACGGAGCCAUGUUCCCAAGAUUUGGAGGCAUCAGGCACAGCCUUGGCGGAAUGCCUCACAACCCGGCCAUGGGUGGGGACUUUACUCUGGAGUUUGACUCCCCAGUGGCCGCAACUAAAGGCCCCGAGAAAGGAGAAGGAGCUGCAGAGGACGCCCCCAUGCCGGAAGCCAACCCAUCCAAUCCAGAAAACCCAGCUCUCCUUCAAGAGGUAGCACAUGGCGCCCACGCAGGGCUCCUUGCUUUCCCUAAGGACAACACUCCCGGCAUGGCAAGGGGCCCAGCAGGGAAGAAAAUGGGAGUCCCCAGAGUCACCCCUUCAGAUGCUGACCCACUGGCAACCCCUGAAUUAGCUGAGGUUUAUGAUAUCUAUGGUCCAGAUGUGACCACACCCCUGGGUACCCAGGAAGAAACAACCACGGAUACCACCAUGACCCCAGACACUCAGGAAACAUCCAUACCGGGAAACAAAGAUCAGCACUCCCAGAUGAUGCACAAUGCGUGGCGUUUCCAAGAGCCCUGAAGGCCUUGAGAUCUCCGCUGCUUUCUGUAUGCAUAAGCUGCCCAGCUUAGUCCCCGUAGUGUACCUCUUUGCUAAAGCACUUAUCACCCUUCUGCAGCAAAGGCAUUAAAAGUGCAAAGCAUGUCUUAAUAAACACACGUGGCUAGAAAUAGUGUAGGUCCCCUUCUUGCUUCCAUUCUCUUAUUGAAAUAAAAUGAGUCGACUGUCUCUGUGAUUUAAAAAUAUGAUUGAUAACAUCAGAGAAAUCUGAGAGCCUCAGCAUUUGAUAAUCUUUGUUUCUUAGCUGUCUCGUCAUUAUAGAAUUUUCUCACUAGCCUCACACUCUUAUAUCUAAGAAGCAUUGCCCUGCUUUCUUCUCUAAGCAAAGGCACAUGUUCUCAGAAUUCUAAGCUAUUUCAUUUAAACUUUAUUAAAUGAGGAUUGGUGGAGAAUCCCUGACUGGUAUGACUGGGUUUGGUAUAUUGGACUUAAAAUUCUCAUUUGUAGAGUAUUUUAUUUAAUUUAGGGAAAAGCAAUUCUAGACUAUUUUAAAU